AAUUUCAAACGGCUAAUCCCCACCUUUUGACCUUAUCUCUUGUCAGUGACCCAAUGAGAAAGGCAUCCCUUUGACGAAAACUCGAAUCUCUUUCAUCAUAAAUCAUAAUCAAUCUUUCACUUUUUCUUCGUAAUUAAAUCUCAAUUCAUUUCAGUUCCCCCCUCUUUGUUCUGCUUCAUCUAUAUAAUAAACUCUGCUUUUAUUUGGGAGUUUCUCAAAAGGGCUGGGUGUUCUUUGUUUUCGUAUGAGCAGAGAUGACGGUGGAAUUGAUGAUGGGUCACGGCGGCGUUGGCGGUGGAGGCAACAGUUUUACAGUCAAAAUGGAGGAAACUGCUUUGAAAGAAGCUGCUAAUGCUGGGAUUCAAGGUUUUGAAGAACUGAUAAGAUUGAUGUCUAAAAGUCAACAGCUUCGCUCGCAAGAUGUUUGUUUUAAUGCCCCUUCAAGUUCAGAACCAGCUAUGGAAAUCCAAGCUGUUACAGAUAAGACUGUAAGUUCCUUUAAAAAAGUUAUUUCGUUAUUGGGUCGACCUAGAACUGGUCAUGCUCGGUUCAGACGAGCUCCUCUUAAUCAUCUCCCACAACAACAACAGAUUCAAGUGAGCAAAGAUGAAGAAGUAUCGACUUUUAAGCCUUUAUAUUCAACCCCAAGUUGUAAGUUACCUCCUUUGCCAACCAAAAGUAGCCAUGUUUUAAAGACUGGUGUUUUAGAGCCUGGGAAUUCUGUUAUGUCUUCAUUGACUGGGGAUACUGAUAGCAUACAACACCAACCGUGUUUCUCUAUUGGUUUUCAAUUCACUAACCCUUCUUCUCAUGGCAAACCUCCUUUGUCUUCAAAAAGGAAGUGUAAUUCCAUGGAUGAUGUUGCUAAUCUCAAGUGUGGAUCAUCAUCCUCUGCUCGUUGCCAUUGUUCCAAGAAGAGGAAAUCAAGAGUGAAAAGAGUCAUUAGAGUCCCAGCUGUUAGCAACAAAAUGGCUGAUAUUCCUCACGAUGAUUAUUCUUGGAGAAAAUAUGGCCAAAAACCAAUCAAAGGUUCUCCUCAUCCAAGGGGCUAUUACAAAUGUAGCAGUGUCAGAGGUUGUCCUGCAAGGAAGCAUGUAGAAAGAGCUGUCGAGGAUCCAAGGAUGUUGAUUGUAACAUACGAAGGUGAUCACAAUCAUAGCCAUAAUAUCACCACAGAUGUCCCAUCGGCGCUAGUUCUUGAAUCAUCAUAAAGAUCAUCCCAUCCAACGGCUAAAAUAUCUAUAGGGUUGUUCAGAUUAGUCAAUUUAGAUCCAUAGGUUCUGUCUCCAACAAGACAAAAGAAGAUUGAUUAGUGGGUAAGUUUAGCUGUUUCUAAAAAAAAAAAAAAAGACAAAAUAGUAUUCAUUGUUUUUUUGGUAUUGGAGGGGGGCAUAUAGAGUAGGAGAUGAUGGUGGAUUUGGUGGUGGUGGGAGUUGAAUCAUGCAUAGUGGUGGGUAUUUUUUUUCUUUUAAUGUAUUUGUUGAUGUUCUUAUACUCAAUUACUAGAAAAAAUUUUCCUUUUUAAUAUAA
Messenger RNA from Gossypium arboreum, 1530 nucleotides. RefSeq names its product probable WRKY transcription factor 7. The coding region runs from base 255 to 1211 and encodes 318 amino acids. Gene Ontology annotation, biological process: regulation of DNA-templated transcription. NCBI's taxonomy places the organism in Eukaryota, Viridiplantae, Streptophyta, Magnoliopsida, Malvales, Malvaceae. The transcript is spliced from 3 exons. Gene Ontology annotation, molecular function: sequence-specific DNA binding; DNA-binding transcription factor activity. The record is from RefSeq and is a predicted model, not a curated record.